AGAAACGCCUUUCCCCACAUGCGCGCGCGAUGAGAUUCAUGUUUGCCUCGCUCAAUCAGAUAUUACGAUUGGAUGCAUGUGAUCGGGCUGCAGAGAAAAUGCAAUUUGCAAUUGGCUCAUCUGCUUCAAGGAGGGGUUAACCGAGAUAACCCGGAAAAAGAGGAAGAAUAGCUUCUCAGUUCCGACCGAGUCCGAUCGUGGACUGUCAGACUUAUCAUGGCUGGAGCUGGAGGUGACAAGCCUUUUGCCAAGGCCGGCCCAAGCCCUUUAUCUCGGGUUUUGAGAAUCAGUCAGCUGGAUGCUUUUGAACUGGAUGGUGCACUGGAACAGCUUGUUUGGUCACAGUUCACCCAAUGUUUCCAGCAUUUCAAGCCUGGGCUCUUAACCCCUGUGGAACCAGAACUCAAGGCCCUUCUCCAGCUCCUUCUGUGGAGGUUCACCGUCUACUCUAACAGUGCCACCGUGGGCCAAUCACUGCUCAAUAUCCGGUACAAGAAUGCUCUUAUCCCGGGACAGAAGUACCGGCCCAUGAGCCGGCCUCAGAAGUUCUGGUUCGCUCUGCUGACUGUCGGCGAAAAGUGGCUAAGAGAACGCUCCCAUAGCUUGUUCCUCAACCACCCUGCAGAAUCCAACGCACGCAAGGCCCGCAAGGUACUCAGCAUCUUGACGGGCCUUGCCAAAGUGGCCAGCCUGGUCAACUUCCUACUGUUCCUCCAAAGAGGAACCUAUCCAACACUUACCGAAAGGUUGCUGGGAGUGCAGCCUGUUUUCAGGGGACCCCAGGGUCCACGAGACAUCAACUUCCAGUUCUUGAACCGGGAGCUGUUGUGGCAUGGCUUUGCUGAGUUCCUCAUCUUCCUGCUGCCUCUCAUAAAUGUGUGGAAGCUGAAGGCCAGUGUCGCCGCUCUGUUCUCCCCUCUGAAGGAACUGAGAGGAAUGGAGGGUUCAGAGGAGACCCACUGCACUGAGUGCGCCAUCUGCGGGGAGUGGCCCACAAUGCCCCAUUCAGCCGGCUGCAAACACGUGUUCUGUUACUACUGCCUCAAGAGCCACAUGAUCGCUGACAUCUGCUUUACCUGCCCCAAAUGUGGUGUCCAGAUUGGAACGAUAGAGCCAGUCAGGCUUCAUGUAGGAACAGAGUUGCAUCAGAGUUGAGACUUUGCCUCAACCAGCCUUCUGAUUGACUUGGGAUAAGGGUUGGGCGAUGUCUUCAAAUUUGGCAUCGGACGAUGUCUACAGUGAAACAUCACGAUGGACAAUGACAUUGGCGAGGGUAUUGGGGGAGGUGUGCCCGAAGCGUGAAACCUUAUAAAGGAAAACAACUAACGAUUCCUAACACUGUGUCUACACCAGAUGCGAGCGGCACGGCGCGACAAAAUGCUAUAGAACCACUGAUCUAUAAUAGAGAUUCAUUAUAUAUAGAUCAGUCAAUAGAACUCAUUAUAAUCAGUGAUGCUGCUACACUGGAUGUGGCGUGGCAUGACACCACCGCGUUUUUUUAUGACGUGCUGACA
Messenger RNA from Cyprinus carpio (common carp), 1514 nucleotides. It is a transcript of the gene pex2, whose product is annotated as peroxisomal biogenesis factor 2. The record is from RefSeq and is a predicted model, not a curated record. Gene Ontology annotation, biological process: protein import into peroxisome matrix. Gene Ontology annotation, molecular function: zinc ion binding. Lineage: Eukaryota; Metazoa; Chordata; Actinopteri; Cypriniformes; Cyprinidae. Gene Ontology annotation, cellular component: peroxisomal membrane.